This is a messenger RNA of Oncorhynchus mykiss (rainbow trout), 5842 nucleotides long. Lineage: Eukaryota; Metazoa; Chordata; Actinopteri; Salmoniformes; Salmonidae. The record is from RefSeq and is a predicted model, not a curated record.
AACCAAAACAACAGGAUGUACAAAGAGGCGUUUCCUUUUUUCACAAAUGUGUUGCUGACACAUUCACGUAGCUACUUCCUGUUGUCUCAGUAACAGCAUGGCAGAGAUGAAACCACAACUCUGAGAAAAACUAACCUUACUAAUAACUUCACCAGAAGGGUAAGAAACUUACUUCAGUAAACAUUUCAGUUUAAUAAUAUGUUCAGAUGAUAUGAUAAAAGAGGAAGUCAAAUGCACUCAAUGAUUAAAUCACCAGAUGAAUAUGGAGGCCUAUAGGGGACAAGGAGGAUAAAGUAGAGAAGAAGAGAGGAAUAUGGAGGCCUAUAGGGGACAAGGAGAAUAAAAAGAGAAGAAGAGAGGAAUAUGGAGGCCUAUAGGGGACAAGGAGGAUAAAAAGAGAAGAAGAGAGGAAUAUGGAGGCCUAUAGGGGACAAGGAGGAUAAAAAGAGAAGAAGAGAGGAAUAUGGAGGCCUAUAGGGGACAAGGAGGAUAAAGUAGAGAAGAAGAGAGGAAUAUGGAGGCCUAUAGGGGACAAGGAGGAUAAAGUAGAGAAGAAGAGAGGAAUAUGGAGGCCUAUAGGGGACAAGGAGGAUAAAAAGAGAAGAAGAGAGGAAUAUGGAUGAGUGAGAAAGGAGGGUAUUCAGCCAAUCAGUAGCCAUCACCAUUUCUGGACCAACAUGAGAAGUGUUUCAUGGAUUCUUGCCAGAGCACUAGCCUCUACUAGCAUCUACUUCAAAGAUCUCAUAGAGACAAAGAGAUGGGGAGCAACUGCUCCAAAAGGAGGAGAGAAGAGGGAGACACUGAAGGAAGGCGAGAAGAGGGAGACACUGAAGGAAGGAGAGAAGAGGGAGACACUGAAGGGAGGCGAGAGGAGGGGGACACUGAAGGAAGGCGAGAGGAAGGGGACACUGAAGGAAGGCGAGAGGAAGGGGACACUGAAGGGAGGCGAGAGGAGGGGGACACUGAAGGGAGGCGAGAAGAGGGGGACACUGAAGGAAGGCGAGAGGAGGGGGACACUGACGGGAGGCGAGAGGAGGGGGACACUGAAGGGAGGCGAGAGGAGGGAGACACUGAAGGAAGGAGAGAAGAGGGGGACACUGAAGGAAGGCGAGAGGAGGGGGACACUGACGGGAGGCGAGAAGAGGGGGACAGUAAAUGGAGGACAGAAGAGGAGGACAGUAAAGGGAGGAGAGAAGAGGGAGACACUGAAGGGAGGAGAGAAGAGGAGGACACUGAAGGGAGGAGAGAAGACCGUGACAAUGUCAACAGUGAAGCAACGUCCUUUGACCAAAUACCCCCCCACUCUCUUGAUUCGCUUGAGACAGAGAAGAGACGUGAAGAAAGAGAUGCUACAUUUGUGGAUGAUAACAGGGCGGUCCUCAUUCAGAGGGUUACCACGGUGAUACCCAUAGCAGAUAAACUUCUCCAGUGGCAUAUGAUCCACUUUGAGGCGUACCUUAAGAUCCUUGCUGCCCGGACCAGACCAGAUCAGAUGAGGGAGCUGUACAACGUCUUAAACACAGAAAAAGUCAAAUCAGCCUUCUAUAGGCUCCUUCAGAAGCAAGAGCCUUAUUUGGUCCAGGUGCUAGGUGGGCCUGUCUGUAUGGAGGUGGGUUGCUAUGGACAGACUAUGUGCAUUGGGCAGAGCAGCGUGGAUGACGACACAAAGAGAAUUAAGGACGAACUUAAAGACAGUCUGGAGAAGAAGUUUGGAUUUGUGUUUGAAGGCACCGCAGUGGAACAAACUCCCCUCAACAGCAUCUACACACAGCUCUACAUCACACAAGGACAGAGUGAAGGAGUUAAUAAAGAACAUGAGAUCCGGCAGAUUGAAUAUACACGCAGGGCAAAAAAAUCUACAGACACUCCAAUCAACUGCAAUGACAUCUUCAAACCCUUAUCUGGAGAAGACAGAGAAAAGGAGAGACCCAUCAGAACUGUGCUGAUGAAGGGCAUCGCUGGCAUUGGAAAAACAGUCUCUGUGCAGAAGUUCAUCCUCGACUGGGCUAAAAGAAAAGCUAAUCAGGAUGUUGAUUUCAUCUUUGUGCUUCCACUCCGAGAGCUGAAUCUGAUUCAAGAUGACCAGUACAGUCUUCAUGGACUUUUGCGUUACUUCCACCCUGAACUUACAGAGAUAGAAGAGGCAAAGAUAUGUGAUACCUGCAAAGUCAUGUUCAUCUUUGAUGGUCUGGAUGAAAGCAGACUGCCAUUAGGUUUUCAUCAGAACAAGAAGUUGACUGAUCUAACUGAGACAUCAUCAGUUGACAGGUUGAUGACAAACCUCAUUGAGGGGAAUCUACUCCCUGAAGCUCUCCUCUGGAUAACCUCCCGACCAGCAGCAGCCAAUCAGGUCCCCUGUAAGUACAUUGACAAGGUGACAGAAGUACGAGGGUUCAACGACAAACAGAAAGAAGAAUACUUUAAGAAGAAUGUUGAGGAUGAGAACCGGGCCAGGAGAAUCAUCUCACACAUUAAUACAUCAAGGAGCCUCCACAUCAUGUGCCACAUACCAGUCUUCUGUUGGAUUACUGCUAGGGUUCUUGAGCAAAUGUUGAGUGAAGAUAAGAGUGGAGAGAUCACAACUCUGACUGAGAUGUACAAUCACUUCCUGCUCAUUCAGACAAACCUGAAAAGCAAUAAGUAUGAUGGGGAAAGGGAGACGGAUCUGGACAUCAUCAUAGAAAGAAACAAACAAAUAAUUCUCAAACUGGCACAACUUGCAUUUGAACAGCUGGUGAAGGGCAAUCUCAUAUUCUCUAAGAAAGACCUGGAGGAGUGUGGCAUUGAUGUCAGUGAAGCCUCAGUGUACUCUGGGUUUUGCACAGAAAUCCUGAAAGAAGAGUAUGGGCUGUAUCGGAAGAAAGUGUACUGCUUUGUCCACCUGAGCUUCCAGGAGUUCCUUGCUGCUCUGUACGUGUUCCACUGCUGUGCGAGCAAGAACAUCAAGGCCCUGGAGUUGUUCAUUGGGGAUGUGUCAUCAGAGCUGUCCUUGCAUGUGCUGCUGAAGAUGAUGGUAGAUAAAGCCUUGGAGAGUGAGAAUGGACACCUGGACCUGUUCCUCCGCUUCCUCGUUGGCAUCUCAACAGAAUCCAUCCAGAGACUGUUACAUGACCUACUGCCACAAACAGAGAUCAGCUCAGAGACUGUCAAGGAAAUGAAGAAAUACCUCAGGGAGCCGAACGUAGAGCAAGUCUCGCCUGAUAGGUACAUCAAUCUACUCAUCUGCUUGACUGAGAUGAAAGAUGAUUCAGUGCAUGAGGACAUUGACAGGUUCCUGAAGUCAGGAAAUCAAACAGGAAAGGAACUUGCAGGAGCACACUUCUCAUCCCUGGCCAACGCACUGCUGAUGUCAAAGGGUGUGCUGGAUGAGAUUGACCUGAGGACAUACAACUUGUCCCCUGGGUGUACGAGACUGGUCCCAGCUGUAAGGAAAUGGAGAAAGGCCAUACUGAUUGGCUUUGAACUCUCUAUGGAGGACUACGAAUCACUGGCCUCCAUUCUCCAAUCAGCAGACUCACAUCUAAGAGAGCUGCACCUGGACGACAUCGGGGAGCGUGAUCCUGAUGGUGACGAUGAUCCUGAUGGUGACGAUGAGGCCAGACUGACUGUUCUCGUUGCUGCGCUGACUGUUGUCCUCGCUGCACUGAAACAUCCACACUGUAAACUGGAGACACUGAGACUGGGUGGCUAUAAACUCUCUGAAGAGCACUGUGGAUUACUGCCUUCUGCUCUCCAAUCAGCCGACUCACAUCUGAGAGAACUGGACCUGAGAGACACCAAGCUGUCUGAUGGUGGUGGGAGGGAACUCUUUACUUCUCUGAAACAUCAGAACUGUCAACUGCACAAACUGCGACUGUCUAGCUUUAGACUCUCUGAAGAGGACUGGGGAUCACUGGCCUCCGUUCUCCAAUCAGCAGACUCACCUCUGAGAGAACUGGACCUGGACCUGAGGAACAGUGGACUGUCUGAUGGUGUUGGGAGGGAACUCUUCACUGCUCUGAACCAUCCACACUGUAAACUACAGACGCUGAGGCUGAAUGGAUGUUCCCUGACAGAGAAAGGGUGUGAAGCCUUGGCCUCAGCUCUCAGCUCAAACUCCUCUCACCUGAGAGAGCUGGAUCUGAGUCACAAUGACCUGCAGGAUUCAGGAGUGAAGGUGCUCUCUGCAGGACUGGGGAAUCCACACUGUCAACUAGAGAAACUGAGGCUGUCCUUCUGUAGAGUCACAGAGGAAGGCUGUGCUUCUCUGGCUUCAGCUCUGGGGUCAAACCCCUCCCAUCUGAGAGAACUGGACCUGAGCUUCAAUCACCCAGGAGACUCUGGAGUGAAGCUGCUCUCUGCUAGACUGGAGGAUCCACACUGUAGACUGGAGAAACUCAAUGUGGAACAUACAGAAGAGAUCUGGGUUAAACCACAGCUGAUGACGAAAUAUGCCUGUGAUCUCACACUGGACCCAAACACAGCACACAGAAACCUCUCUCUGUCUGAGGGGAACAGAAGGGUGGAGAGGGUUAAAGAGGAGCAGCCGUAUCCUGAUCACCCAGAGAGAUUUGAUCACUAUACCCAGGUGUUGUGUAGAGAGGGUCUGACUGGGCGCUGUUACUGGGAGGUAGAGUGCAGUGGGCUGGCUGACAUUGGAGUGACAUGUAAAGGCAUCAGUAGAAAAGGAGAUGGUUCUGCCGGUGAAUUUGGAUACAAUAAGAAGUCCUGGCGUCUGAUCUGCCGUGGGAAUCAUUACGGUGCCCUCCACAAUAGUCAAUAUACUACAAUACAUGCUCCACACCUCAUAAACCCUCCUCAACCCCAGAGAGACCAGUCCUCCUCCCCUCCACGCCUCAUCAACCCUCCUCAACCCCAGAGAGACCAGUCCUCCUCCCCUCCACGCCUCAUCAACCCUCCUCAACCCCUGAGAGACCAGUCCUCCUCCCCUCCUCAACCCCAGAGAGACCAGUCCUACUCCCCUCCACGCCUCGGAGUAGGAGUGUUUCUGGACUGGCUGGUCGGCACACUUUCCUUCUAUGAGAUCUACUCUGACACAAUGACCCAUGUGUACACAUUCCAGACCACAUUCACUGAGCCCCUCUACCCAGGGUUUAGUGUUUCUAAUGAGGGCUCUUCAGUGUCCCUGAGCCAGGUAGAGUAGUCUCCUAUGUCCUGGAGGAACACCUGGGUCUCCAUGGAAACACAGUCACACUCCUGUUCUAACCCAACCAUGUGACAUGAUGGGGUGUUGUUGACAGUGAUCAGGACAUCAGAUACGAAAAUCCAAGAUGUUACAUUGUAACAGAUAAAUGUUGUUGAUUGUGAUCAUGACAGAUAUUCGUAUUCACACCACUGAGUCAAUACUUUGUAGAAGCACCGUUGGCAGCAAUUACAGUUGUGAGUCGUUUUAGGUAAGUCUCUAAGAGCUUUGCACACCUGGAUUGUACAAUAUUGGACCAUUAUUAUUUGUUCAAUUCUUCAAGUUCUGUCAAAUUGUUUGUUGAUCAUUGUUAGACAGCUUUUAUCAAGCCUUGCCAUAGAUUUUUAAGCGGAUUUAAGUCAAAACUGUAAUUAGGCCACUCAGGAACAUUCAAUGUCAUCUUGGUAAGCAACUUUUUAUCCUAAAAAAUGUCUUAAUCCUUGCUGAUGACAAAGAUACUCAUAACAUGAUGCAGCCACCAUCAUGCUUGAAAAUAUGAAGAGUGCUACUCAGUGACGUGUUGUGGUGGAUAUGGCCUAAACAUUAUGCUUUGUGUUCAGGACAAAAAGUUAAUUUCUUUGCCACAUUUUAUGCAGUAUGUUUUUAGUGCCUUUGUUACAAACAGGAUGCAUGUUUUGGAAUAUUUUAAUUCUGUACAGG